UAACACCUGUCAGACAAAGUAAAGGUAAAAACAGACAUUCACGUUCUGCUUAUCUCUGAUUAGUUUGCGCAGAUCUGGGCAGCUGCAGAACAGAACCAGUGACCGACGAAGAUCGGUUGAAAGUUGACCUCUGCAGGCCGGUGAUGCUGUGAAGGCGGCGCGAUGGAGACCGCAGACCAGGCCACCGAGGGCUCCCCUCUGAAGCCGGCGGGAGACGGGUCGGAGCCGGCCGCGGCUCCGGCAGAACUGCAGAAGAAGAGCUGCAAGGGGGGAUUCUCCAGGAUGAGCCACUGGAGGACGGCGGUGUUCUUCCUCUCCCUCUUCCUCUGCCUCACCGUGGUCUUCGCCUUCUCCUUCAUCAUCCCCUGCCCUGAGCGGCCGCAGUACAACCUGAACUGGAGCCGAGAUUUCUCCGACGCAGUGACCUACGACUUCCUGGCUGUUGAGCAGGCGAACAGCGACAAGGUGAUGGACGUCCUGAUCGUCAUCAGAAGCCCAGAAAGUUCUCCAAACAAGUCGUGUUCUGACGAAGGCCUGACUUCGCCGUGUCUGUUCCUGCUGGCGCUGGACGGGACCAAAGGAGAGACGCUGUGGGAGCGGCCGCUGGGGGGCGAGCUGAACUGGGCCCAGUGCGGCCUGCAGACUGGGACCAGUUCAUCCUGGCACUGCCUGCUGUCCCAUUCUGACAACCUGACCGCCGUCGACAAACACAGCGGUGCGGUGUUCUGGCAGCAGCCUCGGCCCUCGGUUCUGUCCGUCUCCCUGCCCGUCCUCAGUGUCCCGGAUCUGGACGGGGACCGGGUCGGCGACGUGGUUCUGGUCCUGCUCAAUGGCACACAGACGCAGCUGGUGCUGCUCUCCGGGCGGACGGGGGAUCGGAUGGGGUCGGAGGUCACCGUCGGCGGCGGCGCCACACGGAGCCACCUGCUGCACCGAACCAAAGGCGGAUCGUACUACGUGCUGCUGCAGAGAGCCUCCGGCGUGUUCGGGUUGCCUCUCUGGGAGAUCGCCGCCAGAGCCAAACCGGGUCUGGGUCCAGAUCUGAAGCGGGACAAACACCUGGAGAAAACGGCCAGCAACACAACGGGCCUGGUGCCCAUCUACCUAUCGGAGGCCAGACGUUUGCUGAGGACCAAAGACUGGGAUGAUUCCUCUGACCUGCUGGUUGUUUCUAGAAGAGAGGUGGCGCUAGUGGACGGACUUUCCUUGAAGCAACGAUGGAGAUUCAACAGCAGCUCCACUGGGGGUUUUCCGUCCUUCGGUCAUUUCAACAGAGACGAAGUUCUUGAUCUCGUGAUUGAAGUUGAAGAUGAUGAUGUCAGAAACUCCACUAAGGUCGCCAUCUUGGACGGAGGGACCGGCGGUCUGCUGUGGGAGGAGCAGCUGCAGCCCGGCGCCGGCCCCCCCCGACUCGACGCCGUCCACACCACCAACUCGGUGUCCGUCUUCAUGUUCUGGGGCCUGAUUGGGUCCGGGUCCAACUCAUCGGAGUCGUCUGGCGGUUCCCCGCGCUCCUACAUGCUGCACCCGCUCUACCCCAACGUCCUGCUGGAGCUCAGCCACGGCGUGGAGCGCAUCGUCGCCUUCAGAGCCACUCUGAUGGAGCGCGGUCGCCACGCCGCCUACUUCCUGCUGACGGGGCCGGAGGCGGGCGAGGCGGGGGGCACCGUGGUUCUCACCAAGCGGAAGCUGAAGCAGGACAUCCCGUUAUGCAGCGUCCGCCACAUCAGGAGCAGCCAGCAGACGCACACCGACGCCGAAGUCCGGGAAGCGUUCAACCGACUGCGCUUCAGCAGCGACUGGUGAAACAUGGCCGCCGACUGGCGAAACAUGGCCGCCAUGCUGCGACUGUUCCUCACUACAAAGCCAAAGCUCUUACUUUUUCACAAGCCAAAGAAAGUCCUUCCUGCUUUACUUUAACUGGAAAGAUUCUUCCCGACACCUGGACAGGUGAAGGUGACGUUACUAUGACGACGUAUUACGGCCAUUAGAGAUAAAAAAAAAAUCAUUACAUUUCAGAAAUUUUGAAGAAAGUACUUCAAAAUUUUAAGUACUUUUGAAAAGUUAAAAAUAUGCUCAAUCACAUGUUUUAAUUUAAAGUUACGUCUUUAAAUCUACAUUUAACAUAGAAAAAGGAACAAAUUUCUAAGGUUCAUUUCAAGAUUAACCUUAGAAAUUUUCUAGAAAGAAAGUUGGAAAUGUCUGAAUUUGACGUUUCUGGAAAAAGCUCAAAUUUUGUAGAAAGAAAACGUUGAAAUUUCUGAGUUUCAAAAGUUUAACAUUUUUCACUUUUUAAAGUCAUAAAUGUCCACUUUUUUUCUACAAAAUUUCUGAGAUUAAACUUUUUCUUUUUAGAAAAUGUUACUUUUUAAGCUAAAAUUUUCAUGUUUUUUUUUCCUAGAAAAUUUCUGAGCUUAAUCUAGAAGUUUGAGGGUUUUUUUCUAGAGAUUUCCUCAUUUUUUCUGUCCAUCCUGUCCCUGACCCAUGGCCGUACUGCCAAUCAGAACCCUUGAAAAGCUGCUGCUGGUACAGAAACCCACUGAAACUCGCCCGCUGCAUUAACUGAACCAGAUCUGAUCGAAGCUCUAUGCAUCUUUGUGUCGUUUUCUGCCUUAAAGGAAACAUUUCAGCCUUUAAACUCUUUAAUUUUUUGCGACUCAGCAGAAAACGGAGCGACUGGUUCUGAUGCAGACCAGAACCAAACCAACACUAACAAACACUUAAAUGUUGUGAAUUUGCUGUCAGUUUAGACAUAAAUGUUAUGUAUUGAAUCCAAGAUGCUGGAAGUUUUAAGAUCUGCAGGACUAGAGCUAAAACUUUAUGAAUCAUUUAUGAAAUAUUACACUGUGGUUCUUUAGAUCUGCUGUCUGGUUCCAGAAGUUUUCUUCCUCAUAAAGGGAGGAAACAGAAACACUUGGUUGUAGAUUUUCUUGCUUUAAUAGAUUGAACGUUUGGAGUUGACAUUUUAUUUGAUGAAAUGUUUGGAUUGAAUAAAUUACUUUUUUAAAUAAAGACUUUAGUUUGAAAUGUGGAA
This is a messenger RNA of Xiphophorus hellerii (green swordtail), 3034 nucleotides long. It is a transcript of the gene fam234a, whose product is annotated as family with sequence similarity 234 member A. The transcript is spliced from 12 exons. Gene Ontology annotation, molecular function: protein binding. Bases 163 to 1806 code for a protein of 547 amino acids. Lineage: Eukaryota; Metazoa; Chordata; Actinopteri; Cyprinodontiformes; Poeciliidae. The record is from RefSeq and is a predicted model, not a curated record.